Messenger RNA from Eruca vesicaria subsp. sativa (arugula), 1172 nucleotides. The record is from the annotation of a GenBank genome assembly. NCBI's taxonomy places the organism in Eukaryota, Viridiplantae, Streptophyta, Magnoliopsida, Brassicales, Brassicaceae.
UGACUCUUCUCUUUCUCUCUCUGUAACCAAACCAGAGAUGGAGAGACGAACGAGAAGAGUAAAGUUCACAGAGCAUCACAAAGUGACACCUGUCCCUUCCAAGCCAUCUAACGGCUCUCCGAAGGUGGUUAGAAUCGCUUAUACUGAUCCCUACGCUACUGACUCCUCUAGCGACGAUGAAGACGAAAACAACAACGUUACGAGAGUGAAGCGCCACGUGGAGGAGAUUAGAUUCGUCGAAACCAAAUCGAGGAAAGCUAGAAACGAUGACGUGGCAGAGAAUACUGUAAAGUACAGAGGCGUGAGGCGGAGACGGUGGGGGAAAUUCGCGGCGGAGAUCAGAGAUCCGUCGACUCGGUCUCGGAUUUGGUUAGGGACUUUCGUCACGGCGGAGGAAGCCGCCAUGGUUUACGAUCGCGCCGCGAUUCGUCUCAGAGGUCACAACGCUCAGACGAAUAUUCUACCUCCUCCGCCGCCGCCGCCGUCUCCUCCGUCGUCGCCGAUUAUCGAUUUGGAAACGGUUUACGGAUGCGAUUCGGCGAGCCGGAGUCUCCGGUCUCCGACGUCUGUUCUCCGGUUCAACGGCAACGAGAUCGAGCCGGCGACGAGCGUGUUUCCGGAUCCGUAUUCGUUGCCGGAGUUGUGUCUCGCCGGGGAGCGUUUCUGGGAGUCGGAGACUCCUCCGGAGCCUUUGUUUUUGGAUGAAAUCGAAAUUGGUAAACCGGUGGUAAACCAGGUUGUUGUUAUACCGAAGGAAGAGAACGAACCGGAGGAUUUCUCGUUCGAUUUAAUCGAAGAUUUCGAUGCGUCUCCAUGGGUAGACGAUUUCUUCGAGAAUGAUUAAUUUUUAAAAAAAGGAUGAUGACGUGGAUGCAACUCGACCAUAAGCCAUUCAGUGACGUGGACGGUUCUGAUCGGCUGGAUUUUGUGGGUAAAUAUGAGUAGUAGGAGUAAUGGUUAAAAUGAAAAUGUCAAUGUUUAUAAAGUUUAUUAGCUAAUUUAGUAAAGUUUAUUAGCUAAUUUAGUAAUUUGAUUCCUUUUUUGUUUGUUUGAGAAUGUACCAGCAUGAGGAAGCAGCAGUAUAUACCAAAGUGUUUAUAUUGUCCAUAUUAGUAAUAUUUCUAUUAAAUGUUGUUAUGAUCUUUAAAAAAAAAAUUGAAGUCAAUACUCUA